Messenger RNA from Rhizophagus irregularis DAOM 181602=DAOM 197198, 1002 nucleotides. RefSeq lists its product as uncharacterized. Gene Ontology annotation, biological process: proton transmembrane transport. Gene Ontology annotation, molecular function: proton-transporting ATPase activity, rotational mechanism. Gene Ontology annotation, cellular component: proton-transporting two-sector ATPase complex, catalytic domain. The record is from RefSeq and is a predicted model, not a curated record. Lineage: Eukaryota; Fungi; Glomeromycota; Glomeromycetes; Glomerales; Glomeraceae.
ACGAUAAUGGCGGAUCAAGAUUAAACUGGCGUAUUUUCUUUUAUUAACCCUCAUUUUUUCGUUUACCCUUCUCUGUGAAUAAUAAUUCAAAAUGGCGCAUAAUACCCGUGCUCUUAACGACGAUGAAGUGCUUAAUGAAAUGAAAAAAAUGGUUGCUUUUAUCAACCAAGAAGCAAUUGAGAAAGCUCGUGAGAUAAAAGUCAAGGCUGACGAAGAAUUCAAUAUCGAAAAGGCUAAGCUUGUUCGUCAAGAAUCAAAUAAUAUUGAGGCGACAUUUCAACGAAAGAUCAAACAAGCCGAAAUCCAAAAGAAAAUUACUCAAUCAAAUAUGAUAAAUAAAACUCGUCUUAAAGUAUUGCAAGUACGUCAACAAAUGCUUGAAGAAGUAUUUAAUGAGACAGUAAGUCAACUUAAUAAAGUAUCACAAGAUGAAGUUAAAUACCGUGAUCUUUUAAAAAAUUUGAUCUUACAAGGAUUAUAUCAACUUAUGGAUGAUCAAGUUAAAGCUAUUGUUAGAAAAUGUGAUAAAGAAUUAGCUAAUAAUGCUAUUCAAGCUGCUGCUAAAAUUUAUAAAGAAUCUACUAAAAGAAAUAUUAACGUUGAACUUGAUAAAGAAAAUAAUUUACCUGAUGAUUGUGCCGGUGGUGUUAUUUUGACAUCUCAUUUUGGUCGUAUAAGAAUUAAUAAUACUCUUGAAGAAAGAUUAACAUUGGCUCAAGAGGAGUUGCUUCCUGAAAUUCGUGUUUUACUUUUUGGUCCUUCACCAAAUAAAAAACACAACCAUUAACUUAACAAUUAUUUAAAUUAAAGUAUUCUCUCUCUCUCUCUUUUUUUUAUAUUAUUUAAGCUUUUCUUUAUAUCGUAAUUAUAUUAAUUAUAUUAAGUAUAAUUGAGUUUGGUAUCAGAUUUUUAUUAUAAACAUAAUUAUAAAGUAAUUACAGUAAAAAUAAAAAAAAAAUGAAAUGAAAUGAAAAAAGAACAGCUAUAUAAAAGUAAUGGUUG